UCUGCCAUGGAAUUUCUCGACAAAAAGACAAGACAGAGCCCGUUUCAGCGACGAGACAGACUCUGCAAGACACCAGCUGCUAUGAUGGAGUCAAUGGAAUCGUGUGUCCCACCUGGCUUCCGGUUUCAUCCCACUGACGAGGAGCUUGUGGGAUAUUAUCUGAGGAAAAAAGUAGCCUCUCAGAAGAUCGAUCUUGAUGUUAUUAGAGAUAUUGAUCUAUACAGGAUUGAACCAUGGGAUCUACAAGACAGAUGCAGAAUCGGAUAUGAAGAGCAGAACGAGUGGUAUUUCUUCAGCCACAAGGACAAGAAGUAUCCGACGGGGACGAGGACUAAUAGAGCAACCGUGGCCGGGUUUUGGAAGGCGACCGGGAGAGACAAGGCAAUUUAUGACAAAGCAAAACUGAUUGGCAUGAGGAAAACCCUUGUCUUCUACAAAGGAAGAGCUCCAAAUGGUCAGAAAACUGACUGGAUCAUGCAUGAGUACAGGCUUGAAUCCGACGAGAAUGGUCCUCCACAGGAAGAAGGAUGGGUAGUUUGCCGCGCUUUCAAGAAGCGAACAACUGGGCAAACCAGGAACAAUGAAGGAUGGGACUCAAGCUACUUCUAUGACGAGUCAAGUGUGGUUAGCUCAGUAAUUGAUCCAACUGAUUAUAUAUCGAGGCAGCCUCAGAAUUUCAUGCCACAGAACUUCUUCUGUAAGCAAGAGACAGAAACAGAUAACUUGAGUUUCAUGCAGUCCGAUGAUUUUGUACAGCUUCCUCAGUUGGAAAGCUCAACUCUGCCAUUAAUAAAGAGGCCAAGCUUGAUCUCUCUGAUACCGCAGAACAACAACAGCAAUAAUAAUAACAAUAAGGAUGACGAAGAAGAGGAGCAAGCUAGAGGAUGCAACAUCAACAACCUUAACAAUAACAAGAAGAAAAUAACAGACUGGAGAGCCUUUGACAAGUUUGUAGCCUCUCAAUUGAGUCAAGAAGACAGAUAUAAUUGUGAGAAUGCAGUUUCAAGCUUUGGGGAAGAGAAUAGUUCAGACAUGUCAUUGCUGUUAUUGCAGAGUGGUAGAGAUGAUGAGAACAAGUUUAAUGGAUUUUUAAGUUCGUGCUCUGACUGUGAUAUUGGAAUUUGCAUAUUUGAUAAAUGAUGCAUGAGGAGAAGGGAGUUGAUCAAAAGAAAAAAAAAAAAAAAAAAAAAAAAAAAAAAAAAAAAAA
Molecule: messenger RNA, 1207 nt
Organism: Manihot esculenta (cassava)
Lineage: Eukaryota; Viridiplantae; Streptophyta; Magnoliopsida; Malpighiales; Euphorbiaceae
Product: NAC domain-containing protein 37
Biological process (GO): regulation of DNA-templated transcription
Molecular function (GO): DNA binding
Source: RefSeq, a predicted model, not a curated record